AUGAGCCCCAAGAAGAAGGCCGCCGCCGCCGCCCGGAGGGGCCCCCCCGCCGCCGCGCCGCCAGCCAGGCCGGUACACCAAGCGGAUGGGAAGGAAGCUGCCAAACCAGGCCACGGCCCUGGAUCCCCGGAAGACCUCCUCGGCCAAGCGGCAGGCUCGGCAGAACUGGGCCAGAUCGUUAAUGGCCCAGUCUCCUUUGACAAAGAGUUCUGCCAGGCUGGGGUCACCGCCAAGAAGGCUCUGGCCCAAGUCAAAGACAGCCAGAUGGGGUUUGGGCCAGGGGCCACCAAGCAGAGCCGUGAACUGAAGGCCUCCCUAACUCUGCAGUGCGCCUUCCGCCGCCUCUUGGCACGCCGUGAGAGGGCACGGAGAUUGAAGGAGCAGCAGGAGUACAAUGAGUUAAUGGAGCGCCUCCAGAGAGAGGCCUUCGUCGCCCUGGUGAAGAGGGAGCAGGAGGAAGCUGAGCGGGAGCGGAAGAAAGAGGAAGAAGCGAAAAAGAAGCAGCGGGAGGAGCAGCAGAGGAGGAAGCGGAUGUUGGAGGCAGCCUUUGAUGGGGACGUGGAAGAGAUGAAGGCCGUCCUCCAAGAGGUAGCAGAUCUGGACACUAAAAAUGGUGUUGGAACAGAUGAGAAGGGGAAGACCAUACGGCUCCAGAACCUACUCAACAUGGUGGAAUGUACAGAUGCCAAUGGCAACACGCCGCUCUCGGAGGCUUCUGGAGGUGGCCACCCUUUGGCCAUUAAGAUGCUGAUAGAAAAUGGAGCCAAUCCAAAUAGUCGGGGUGCAUUUAACCGGACUCCUCUCUAUCGUGCGGCUUUUGGAGGCCAUCUGGCAGCAGUGGAGAUUCUUCUCCAGCAUGGGGCAGACCCCCGACUUUAUGCUGAUGAUGGCAACACCCCAGAGCAGGUUGCCUCUCUAGACAGCUUGGUGGCCAUCCUGAGCUCCUGGGAUAUCAGCCUGACGGACUCGAUGCUUCAGAAGAUGGAGGCAGAGCAGCAGCGGAGGGCCCAGCUGGAAAAGAAGCAAAAAGAAGCAGAGACACACCGAAGAGGGUCGAUGACAGAGGAGGUCGAGCAGCUGGCCAAGGAGCAUGAGAGGUGCAGCAAGGAGCUGCAGCAGGCCUACUGCGAGCUGAACCGGCGGAUAACUGAGCAUGACAAAUGCCAGCGGAAGCAGAUGGGCAACACCGAGAUCACCCUUCACGCUAUUGCGGAUGCAGAAGGGCUGGUGGAUAAACUGCGGGUGGUCGUUGAGAAUGCCGAGGAGAAGCUGUCCCUGGCCCGGCUCAAGCUGCGGGAACAGUUGCAGGGAGGAGCUGCUGAGUUUCAGGGCCUGAAGUGCUCCGUCCAGGAGCUGGACGACGUGCUCUUCAAAGACGUGGGCGGGAAAAUCCAUUCCGAUGGGCGGUGGCCGCUAGUAAUUGAUCCCUCUGGCCAAGCAGCCAUUUUCUUGCGCUAUCGUGACACCAAUUACCUGAAUGCUGUGAAUCCCAGUGACAUGAGCGUGGAAACCAUCCGUCUGGCACUGCUGGGGGCCAUUCGAUAUGGCAAGCCCUUGGUCUUUGACAUGAUGGAAGUGAACAUGUUUGACACAGUGAAAAAGCAGCUGGACCGGCUGGAGAACAGGUACCUGUCCCUGCUCAGGCCAACGGACGGCCCAGAAUACGCAGACACUGAAUUCCAGGCCACUCGGGCGGAGAAGUUCAAGCUCUUUGUGGUCACUAAACGGCAACACCCCCCUGAGGAGCUCCUGCAGGUUCUUCUGCCCAUCCAAGUCGUUCUGCCCAGGAGCAGUCGGUAG
Molecule: messenger RNA, 1800 nt
Organism: Euleptes europaea (tarantolino)
Lineage: Eukaryota; Metazoa; Chordata; Lepidosauria; Squamata; Sphaerodactylidae
Gene: IQANK1
Product: IQ motif and ankyrin repeat containing 1
Exons: 16
Coding region: 1-1800 (599 amino acids)
Biological process (GO): regulation of barbed-end actin filament capping
Cellular component (GO): nucleus; cytoplasm
Molecular function (GO): protein binding
Source: RefSeq, a predicted model, not a curated record